GCUUCAGAUGGGACACCAGAGGAUGGUUGUGCUCGUCAACAAGCUCUUGUGUGAGGCCAAGCAGGUGCUGCCCUCAGGAGGGUUCUGUCUGGAUAAAAUCAAACUGGUUGUUGGAGGUAAUCAGAUGUGGAGUGGCCAGUUAUGUGCUGGAUUGGAGAAACUCUUCAGGGAGUCCACAGUCGCGGACCUCGGGGCGGGCCUUGGCCACUAUGGCAGGUGCUUCCUCCGCAAGACAGAGGGCAUACUGACCCACCCUAAUAAAGUGGAGAUCGAAAACAUCAACAAAGAAUACCUACAGCUUAUGUCGCAGGCAGGACUCUCUGGUACCCGGCAAGUCAUCAAGUCAUGGAAUGGAUGGGACGGAGCGGCAAAUAUCGACGAGUUCACUAAUGGGAGGAUAGCGUCAGUGGACCUCGCCAGUCCUGUGAACCUCGGGGGUCCCUUCGAGUGGGUGAUGAGCCUGGAAGUGGGCGAACAUAUCCCAGAGUCUGGCGAGAGAAACUUUUUAGACAACUUAGUCAAGCACGCCUGCGUGGGUGUGGUAUUAUCGUGGGCAGUGCCGGGGCAAAAUGGACACUCCCACGUCAACUGCCGCACCAACGACUAUGUCAAGACGGAGAUGGCUGCCCGAGGCCUAGAGUGGGACAAGGAGGCAUCAAUGAAGCUGCGAGAAAAUGUCGACCAACUCACCUACUUCAAGAACACCCUCAUGGUCUUCAGAUACUCCAAGAGAAGGUGCUGAGGCUCGUUCCGUCUCGCUCAUCUCCUUCGCAUCAAAUUUAUUCAUAUGAAAUUUUGAAAGAUCCCAAACACUUGAUUUAUCAACUGUACUGACCUUCUUGGUGUGAAAUACCUCAGCAAUACUUC
Procambarus clarkii (red swamp crayfish) is the source of this 867-nucleotide messenger RNA. The record is from RefSeq and is a predicted model, not a curated record. Lineage: Eukaryota; Metazoa; Arthropoda; Malacostraca; Decapoda; Cambaridae.